GGACUCUGACGGAGGAUGGACUGGACAUGUGGGGCGUGUUGCCUGCCAGUGAUCAACGGUUUACAGAAGUAGUCCACGCCCCCAGCUUGUUACCAAGGGGACCAUUCCUGAUCACCAUGGCAACGUGUCACUCACUCACAAAGAUCAAAGGUCAAAUCAGUGGUGACCCCCUUGACCUCAAGAUGUUUGAGGUCACAGACUGGGAACUAGAUGAGCCAGGUGAGGAGGACACCUCCAAAUUUGACACCUUUGCCCCCACAGUGGUUCGCCCCCGCCACCCUGAUGUGGUACGAGACUCGAGUCUGGAAAUAAAUGAGCCAGGUGACACUCCGUAUGAAGUGGGCAUCGUACGCCAGUUCACCUUCUCCUCCAGUCUGCAGAGGAUGUCCGUUAUCGCCAGGACGCUGGGAGAGAGAAACUUUUGUCUGUAUGCCAAGGGAGCACCAGAGACCAUCGCAUCGCUCUGUAAGGUGGAAACUAUUCCUGUAGACUUCCAUGAUAAACUUCUGGAGUACACCCAACAUGGCUGCAGAGUGCUGGCUCUGGCCUGGAAGCCACUGCAUGCCAAAGUGAGCUAUGUGAAGACACAGAGAAUUACAAGGUGGGAACUGUGUGGUUUUGUCAGGACUUGA
Lingula anatina is the source of this 632-nucleotide messenger RNA. RefSeq names its product polyamine-transporting ATPase 13A3. Gene Ontology annotation, biological process: intracellular calcium ion homeostasis; polyamine transmembrane transport. The record is from RefSeq and is a predicted model, not a curated record. Gene Ontology annotation, cellular component: membrane. Gene Ontology annotation, molecular function: polyamine transmembrane transporter activity; ATPase-coupled monoatomic cation transmembrane transporter activity; ATP hydrolysis activity. NCBI's taxonomy places the organism in Eukaryota, Metazoa, Brachiopoda, Lingulata, Lingulida, Lingulidae.